AUGCUGCGCCUGCUGCCAUGGCUCCGUGCUCUGACCCGAGAGAGCGUGCGGCCCGGAGCCCUGCAGGGCCUGGCUGCUGGUGACAGGAGCGGGGCCGGGAUGUAUCCCACCUGCUACUGUGCUGGCAAAGCGAAGCAGCGGGCUGUGCUGCUCCCCCUGGACCCCUACGGCCAUGGGCUGCUGCACACCUUCCCCCCGGACGCCUACAGGACUCGAGGCCAUGGCAAGAGGAAGAGCUGGAACUUCAUCCACGAGAAGAUGAGUUAUGACACCUUCUUCACAAUGAAGCGUCUGAUAGAGCGCUCGCGCAGCGUGGGGGAGGUGCUGCGGUGGGUCACGCAGAACCCCAGCAAGGUGUCCGGCGGGCCUGGCCAGAUGCUGGAGCAGCCGGAGUUUCAGACUCUCUGUCAGGCCAUCAUCAGCGGCUGCUCCAAGUUCGAUAACUUCAGCAUCGUCAACUGCCUGUACGCCGCUGCCGCGCUGGGCCUGCCUGGGGAAUCGCCGCUGGUGCGAGUGCUGGAGGACGAGUCCCGGAGCCGCCUGGGCCGCUUCAACCAGAAGGACGUCUCCAUGGUCUUCAGCAGCGUGAUGAGGCUCCACCCGUCCAGCCCCCACCCCCUGGUCGAGUCUUGCCUCAGCAGUUUGGAGCGGCACCUGGAGAAGGAGCGGCACCCCCAGACCCUCUUCCUGCUCCUCUCCUACUACCGGCUGCGGGCGCAGGCGCUGCAGGGACACCCGGCCUCCGACCAGCAGCUGAUCAACAACCGCAAGAUCCUGCGCCUCGUCAGGCACACGCUGGGGCAAGUGAGUGCCAUGCGGGAGCACGAGCUGGCCCUCUUGGACGAGAUGCUGGCUCUGUGCGCCCAGGAGGCAAACAACAAGGCCCUGGAGGCCAUCUUCAGCUCUCAGCUCUUCUACGAGAACCGCCAAGAGCGAUUCAUCCGCAGUAUGGCAGAAUGGCUCCCCAGGAAGGCAGAGAACCUUACCCCCUACACCAUGGCCCUCAUUGCCAAGUACGUGGCCCGGCACCGGCUGCGUGAGCCACGGCUGCUUGAUACCAUCGCAAACUUUCUCCUGAAGCGUGGGGAGCAGCUCGACAGCAAGGUGAUCCAGAAGCUGGUGUUUCCCUUCAGCCGCAUGAAUUACCGCCCAUCCAACCACAGCGAGCUCUUCCCCAAGCUGGAGGCCAUCCUGGAGCAGAAAGCUGGCAGCUCACCCCUGGCGACUGUCAACAUCCUCAUGUCCAUGUUUCAGCUUAGCCACUUCCCCCAGACUGUCCUGCACCAAGUCUUCUCUCCGGCCUUCAUCACCAAUGUUAUGAGCAGCCCCUACGCGCUGAUCGUGCGCCGCUACCUCUCGCUGCUGGACGCAGCGGUGGAGCUGGAGUUCCGCGAUUACAGUGGCCCGCGCCUUGACCCGCGCUACCGCGUCCUCAUGUUCGAGCACGCCCUGACGGCCGACGAGGCCAACAGAAAGUACAGUUACAAGGGGCUGGUGGCCGAGGCCCUGCGGCAGCUGGUGGGAGAAGAGUGCUAUCGGCAGGACGAGGUGCUGCCCCCAGGAUACUGCACAGACUUCCUGCUGUGGAUUAACCGCUCGGGCACCGUGCUGCCUCUCUCCCGUGUCCCUGCGGCUUCCAAGGCUCCCUCUGCUCACACUACAACAUCCCCUGCCGCCAUUUCCUUGCGCUCGAGCGUCCUGGCCCUCACCUCGGACUUGCAGGACUUUGCUCCAUUUGCUCCAGAGACACCAAGCAGCCCCCCGGGCUCCCGGGAGAGCAACCUGGCCGGGCGGUUCCUACCCACGCUUUGCCCCGCCCCGGGGGGCCCCUGCUACCAGCCCCCCUCGGACUAUUACUGCGGCCUGAGCAAAGAGUCUUCCCUGGAGAGCCAGGGCAGCUCCACGUUAAGCAGCCCUUCCGAGUGCCUCUCCGCGCAGCCGGCUGGCACCCCCGACUGCUCGCCCAGGGGCACCUCCGCAGCCACCCUCUUCCAGUUCCCCAUCGGCAAGAUUCUGGAGGAGGAGGAGGAGGCUACGGCCGGUUGCCCUGGGCACGAUCACAACUGCUUCCAGGGGGAGCAGGCCCAGGAGGAACCGGAGGAAAGGAGCCCACCCACCAGCGAGGACGCCUGCCCUCCGCCCUCUCCGUGCCGGCCCAGCCCCAAGCGAGGGCCAGGCGAUGGGCCGCAGGGAGCUGAAGACAUUCAGAGGGUGGUGCUGUCGGUCAAUGACAAAUGGCAUUACUGCCAGAACUCCGACAUACUGGUGGGCUCGCGAGCCAUGAGGGACAGGCACUUGCGACUGCUGGGCUACUGUCUGGUUCAGCUGCCCUACACGGAGCUGGAGAAGGUGAGUGGCAUCGAGGAGGCCAAGCACUACCUGCGGCAGAAGCUGAGGGAGCUGUGCUUCUGA
Molecule: messenger RNA, 2412 nt
Organism: Nipponia nippon (crested ibis)
Lineage: Eukaryota; Metazoa; Chordata; Aves; Pelecaniformes; Threskiornithidae
Source: RefSeq, a predicted model, not a curated record